AUGUUCUCCAAGACCACCCUCUUCGCCACUUCACUCGCUGCCGCCGCUGCCAGCGUAGUCGCUCGUCCCCAGGAUGUCUGGAACCUUAAGAUCCCCUCACUUGCCGCUGAUGGACACGCCCUCGUCGAUAUCAGCGAGGCCUCCCAGGUCGUCCUCGCCAAGAGCAAUGUCUUAAGCUCAAUCGACCCGCUCUCCCAAGGCUUUGAUCUUCAUGCGAAUCAUGCCUGCUUCGUCCCCAUCCCCAUUCCAGUGGACACCGUUGCCGGCGACGAUCACUCUGUCGCCCAUGGGUACCGUCGUUUUGAUGUGGCAGUCUGA
Phanerochaete carnosa HHB-10118-sp is the source of this 318-nucleotide messenger RNA. RefSeq lists its product as uncharacterized. Lineage: Eukaryota; Fungi; Basidiomycota; Agaricomycetes; Polyporales; Phanerochaetaceae. The transcript is spliced from 3 exons. The record is from RefSeq and is a predicted model, not a curated record. Bases 1 to 318 code for a protein of 105 amino acids.